GCGGCGUGUCGGAGCUCCGCCCUCGGCUGCUCCUCCGCCCGCCGUGCUUGUUGCUGCGCAGCGCGUGAGGCAGAAGCGGCGGACCGGGGUCGGAUCGACACGCCGGAGCAGCUCGGAUCCGUGUUGUUGUUGUUGUGGCAGCGGGACAGACGGACAGUCCGGGUCCACGCUCCGCAGCGCGUGGAUCUAUAGACCAGCGGCUCCUGUCUCGGAUUUCCCCCGGAGGGAGGGGACCGGGGGUUUGUCACGGCGCUGGAAGUUUGGGGAUAGUUUCUCCAGGGCGGACUGAGCUCGCCCGGCCGCCCGCCCGCCUCCUGCUCCGGCCAGCCAGCCGUGCAGAGCCCGCUGUCCCCGGCUCCCCCCUCCUCCUGCUCCUCCUCCAGCUGCGGGGGAAUCAUGGCGCUCAGAGCCAGGGCGCUGUACGACUUCAACUCGGAGAACCCGGGCGAAGUGUCGGUGAAGGAGAACGAAAUCGUAACUUUGUACAGCGAGCAGGACAUCGAGGGCUGGCUGGAGGGCACGAACAGCAGAGGCGAGCGGGGACUGUUCCCGGCUUCGUAUGUGGAGGUGCUGAGGAGCGACGCCUCCUCCACCUCCUCCACCCCCAACAACAACAGCUGCAGCACAUCUGGGGAGGCGUACCCGGACUCCCGGUACGCCAACAUCCCGUCAGGAGGCUUUGACGGCUCCUACAAGGCUAAAGUUGAGAACUUUCCCAAGCCGAAUCCCCCUGCUUUCACCACUUUCUCGCUCCCCCUCCAGCAGCAGCAGCAGCAUCCUCAGCCUCAGACCUACCAGCAGGUCAGCCAGGGCAGCGACGACGACUGGGACGAUGACUGGGACGACAGCUCCACGGUGGCGGACGAGCCCGUGGGGGGCAGGUAUCAGGACUUCGAAGGCAACGGCCCCUCCAAGUACAGGGUGUCGAUGGCAAGGGGAAACGCACAGCAGGCGAAGAGCUCCGCCACCGUCAGCAGAAACCUGAACAGGUUCUCCACCUUCGUGAAGUCGGGCGGCGAGGCAUUCGUGCUCGGGGAGGCCGCGGGCUUUGUGAAAGACGGGGAUAAAAUCUGCGUGGUGAUGGGUCAGUGUGGCCCGGAGUGGCAGGAGAACCCUUACCCCUUCACCUGCGGCAUCGACGACCCCACCAAGCAGACCAAGUUCAAGGGCAUGAAGAGCUACAUCUCCUACAAGCUGACGCCCACCCACACCCAGAACCAGGUGAACCGCAGGUACAAGCACUUCGACUGGCUGUACGCCCGGCUGGUGGAGAAGUUCCCGGUCAUCUCCGUGCCGCACAUCCCAGAGAAGCAGGCCACGGGGCGCUUCGAGGAGGACUUCAUCUCCAAGAGGAGGAAAGGCCUCAUCUGGUGGAUGAACCACAUGACCAGCCACCCCGUCCUGGCCAGGUGCGACGUCUUCCAGCACUUCCUCACCUGCAACAGCGCGGACGAGAAGGCCUGGAAGCAGGGCAAGAGGAAAGCCGAGAAGGACGAGAUGGUGGGGGCCAACUUCUUCCUCACCAUCAGCACCCCGGCGACGCCGCUGGACUUCCAGGAGGUCGAGAGCAAAAUCGACGGAUUCAAAACCUUCACCAAGAGGAUGGACGACAGCACGCUGCAGCUCAACGCCACGGCCAACGAGUUUGCACGCAAGCAGAUCAGCGGCUUUAAGAAGGAGUAUCAAAAAAUGGGCAUGUCGUUCAAGGUCCUGAGCCAAGCCUUUGACAUGGACCAGCAGGCGUACUCGGCAGGGCUCAACCAGGCCAUCUCCUUCACUGGCGACGCCUACGAAUCCAUCGGAGAGUAUUUUGCGGAGCAGCCAAGCAAGGAUCUCGACCCGAUCAUCGAUUUGUUAGCUCUUUACCAGGGACAUCUGGCAAACUACCCAGACAUCAUCCAUGUUCAGAAAGGAGCGUUGACUAAGGUUAAAGAGAGCCAGAAGCAUGUGGAGGAGGGCAAGAUGGACCCGGCGCAGGCGGACGGCAUCAACGAACGCUGCAACAUCAUCUCCUGCGCCACGCUGGCCGAGAUCCAGCACUUCCACCGGAUCCGCGUGCGAGACUUCAAGGCGCAGAUGCAGCACUACCUUCAGCAGCAGAUCGCCUUCUUCCAGAAAGUGACGGGGAAGCUGGAGGAGGCCCUGCAGAAGUACGACAACGCGUAGCGCCUCUCACGCGCCAGCUGUUGAGGUUUCAGGCAAACAGCCGCGCGCCUCCCUUCGGCCCGCCGGCGGCGUUUGGGCCGGGAGCGGCGUGCAGCCGGACGCUGCUUUUUCCAGCAGCGAAGGGAUGAUCAGGGAGAUUUGGCACUGGGAAAAAAAAAUAAAUAAAGAGAAGAAUAAAAUUCCAAGCAAAUCCAGGUUUCUUUGUGUUGGCGCUGGAUUGUUCCAGUUUGAAAGAAGAUGUGUAGUGUAAUGAUGUUAGGCCAACUUUUAACACAAGAAGGAGAAUAUCUCAGUUAGAUCUCACAAGAAUCGGUAAUGAUAUCUUCAUAUAUCAAGUGUUUUAAAGCCUUACGACUCAGUUUCUGUCCAGCCGUUACAGUGAGUGACGCCCUGGCAGCCUUCCGGACACACUCAUCCCCUGCCGGCGCCGUUUCCCUCAAACUGGACACAAUGUUUACAGCCUUUUACACUGAGCUGCCACUGUCGCCACCAUCUUGCUGUGCCUUCUAAAUUAUGGUCAUUUUUUUUUUUGUUACUAGUUGCUAAAAAAAAGUUUUAUAAAGUGUUUAUGUAGAAAUAUAUUGUAUUUGUUUUGGACAAAGCUACACAUUUUGCAGUCUUCGGGGGAAGAGAGCAGAGUCUUUUAAUGGGACGUAAAUCUUAUUUAGAUUGAUUUUUAACACUUUGUAUACGUGGCAAUAUCAGAUCAAGGACUACCUGCUUCGACAAUGAGGAGCCGCCGCUUCACCUGCAGCUCAGGAAGCACGGGUGCCGAUUAGAGCCUACAGGCCGACUCCUGGAAGUCCUGUCAUCAAGUUUGGUUUUCAGGCUUAGUUUCGGGGUUGUGUGAGAGGAUUCCUCGCCUCUUUUAAUAACGCGGUCCUUUAUUAUAGCACAGAUCCAGGCCAGACGGGCCAGCUGUACGGAUGUUUUUAACCUUCAUGACUCUGGUUGUUGCACCACGAUGAGAUUAAUGUAGAGAAGCAGAGACGGUGAAAUAAAUUCCUCCCUCA
This is a messenger RNA of Salarias fasciatus (jewelled blenny), 3179 nucleotides long. It is a transcript of the gene snx18a, whose product is annotated as sorting nexin 18a. Gene Ontology annotation, molecular function: phosphatidylinositol binding; protein binding. The coding region runs from base 397 to 2166 and encodes 589 amino acids. The record is from RefSeq and is a predicted model, not a curated record. Lineage: Eukaryota; Metazoa; Chordata; Actinopteri; Blenniiformes; Blenniidae. Gene Ontology annotation, biological process: protein transport; plasma membrane tubulation; endosomal transport. The transcript has 2 exons. Gene Ontology annotation, cellular component: plasma membrane; cytoplasmic vesicle.